GGUUAUUGUCAGCUGGUUACACUUAGAUUAUGAAAAAUAAGAAGGUGCACAGAUAAAACUAUAAACACUAAAAAAUUACUCAAUGUAAUUCAUCCAUACAUUAUACAAACGUUCAUAUUAUAUUGACCAGCAGCGAAUAGUCGACACAACGUAUAAGGAUGGUGGUGACAUCUGGUUGCCAAUCUCAUGGACAUCAUCAAAAGUUCAUUGCAUUAUUGAUACUGUGCUUUUUGGAUUGUGGUCAAGGCGAUGGUAAAGAAAAGCGAGAAAUAUCAAGUCCAAAAGGUAAAAGUGGACAACCAGGAGGAUCUGGUAACUCAGAAUGGCAACAGUUAUGGUAUUCAAGCGUCGAUGAAUUUCAAAAGCUCACAGAGCCACUUUUGGACAAUACCACUGAAACUAACCUUACCGUGCCAUUAGGUAGCACCGCUUACCUUCAUUGUCGUGUUAGAAAUUUAGGCGAGCGAACGAUAUCAUGGGUUCGCCGCAGGGAUUGGCACAUCUUGACUUCGGGCAUGUUCACAUACACAAACGAUGAGAGGUUCACCGUGUUGCACGCCGAAGGAUCGGAUGAUUGGACACUGAAAAUAAAAUACGUGCAGAAAAGAGACAACGGCACGUACGAAUGUCAGAUAUCCACUGGAACAGGCAUAAUGUCCUCAUUCAUCAACGUCCACAUCGUUGUUCCUGAAGUCCAUAUCGAUGGACCAAGUGAACUUCACGUAGAUAUGGGUAGCAUAAUAAAUCUUCUUUGUAUCAUCGAAAAAAGUCCACAACCUCCACAGUACGUAUUUUGGUAUCAUAAUGAAAAAAUGAUCAAUUACGACAAUAUCAGAGGGGGUAUAGUAGUCAAUACAGAAAAUGGUGGCCGUAGUACCAGCAGGUUGACCAUCCAUGACGUAAUUGACACGGACAGUGGCAAUUACACAUGUGAAACUGCAAAUGCCGAACAAGCUUACGUUUAUGUUUUUGUAUCUGAAGGAGAUACUAUGGCUGCCAUAUCACGCAGAAAGUCCACAGCUUCAGGAAUUGAAGUGAUGCUAUGGUUUGUUGCAUUACCACUAAUGGUAAUAUCUGUUAGAUAAGGAGAAGAGAUUCUACUGUGUAAGUAAUAAAAAUGAUAUGUAUGUAUUUUAUCUUUGUAAAAAGUAUAAUUAUAAUUAUGAUUAUUGUUAAACAUUCAUAAAAAUGUUUUUGUUUACUCACGUCUUAUUUCAAUUACCAGAAUUAAGUAAAAUAAUAACUUUGAAAAACAUUUAGAAUUUAGCCAAUU
Messenger RNA from Rhopalosiphum maidis (corn leaf aphid), 1273 nucleotides. RefSeq names its product junctional adhesion molecule A-like. Gene Ontology annotation, biological process: synapse organization. Gene Ontology annotation, cellular component: neuron projection membrane. The record is from RefSeq and is a predicted model, not a curated record. NCBI's taxonomy places the organism in Eukaryota, Metazoa, Arthropoda, Insecta, Hemiptera, Aphididae.